GAAGGUUCAUAAUCCAUCUGUGUUUUCAAGAGAGAGGAGAGGGAGGUCGAGCUUCUGUAGUAAGAGAAAGAAUGGUACGAAGAGCAAACGUAGUGUUCGAUGAAAGUCCACCAGAUGAUUUCGAUCCAUCGGAUCCUUACAAGGAUCCAGUUGCUAUGUUAGAGAUGAGAGAACACAUUGUGAGAGAAAAAUGGAUCGAUAUUGAAACUGCAAAGAUAUUGAGAGAGAAGCUGAAAUGGUGUUACCGUGUUGAAGGAAUUAAUCAUCUACAGAAAUGUAAGCAUCUUGUUCAACAGUAUCUUGAAUCUACUAGAGGUAUUGGUUGGGGUAAAGAUGCUCGUCCCCCUUGUUUCCAUGCUCCCAAAGUCCAAUCUUCCGAAUGAUAUGAUUUUCAGGGUAGUCAGAAGAUUGGUAAAGCAUCAAUUCAAGUUAUUGACAAAAAUAGGGAGGAAAAAACUCUAAUAACUGUGGAAUUUCUACGAGGUGCAAAGUGGCAGAAUUUCUUGUGAUUGAUUUUUUGCUUUCUGUACUUGCUCUUCUUUUGUUAUCUUAAUUUUCUUUCAAAACAUGUUGUCUGUUGUUCUAGCCGCGACUGAGAUAUUGCAAUACAGGGUUUCAAAAUGUUGAAAUAAGGAAAAAUUCUGUUCUCCUUGGAAACAAGAUGUUUUUUCAUUUUC
Molecule: messenger RNA, 677 nt
Organism: Papaver somniferum (opium poppy)
Lineage: Eukaryota; Viridiplantae; Streptophyta; Magnoliopsida; Ranunculales; Papaveraceae
Product: NADH dehydrogenase [ubiquinone] 1 beta subcomplex subunit 10-B-like
Exons: 2
Coding region: 72-383 (103 amino acids)
Source: RefSeq, a predicted model, not a curated record